AUGGCUCCUCCAUCUGUUUCGGCCCUGGGCAUGGCCCUCAACGGCAAAUCCGCAUCUGUCGAUAUCCCAAAGCCUCGCGAUGCCCUCAAAGGCCGGGACAACUUCACUGCUGUAUCGGCCAACUCCAAGAAGCGUGCUGGCAUGUUGCCAACGCCUCCAAACUCCAUAUCUCCGAACCUCCUGCCGCGUGGCCAUAGUCGUCGAGACAGUAACCAGCAUGGUCCGCUGUCACCCAAGAGCACGGCGUUGGACUCAGACAUCGACUUGCAAGAUGCGCCCGACAACCCUAAACCCACCGCGUUGAGCGCUGAGGCACUCGACAGUCUGGGUGACCUGGACUCGGCCGGCGCCAUCACUCCGAACAUGCUGGCAAAACAUCAUCUCCCAGACAUCUUGCUGUCUCACGGCCCUUUGGCCAUCAGGCACAUCAUGGGCUAUCUGACAACCUCAGUGCCCGGCUUCUCACGUAUCACUUCAGCCAAGGCGCGUCGCCUGGUCGUAGCGGCACUUGAAGGCAAAGGUGGUGGUGGGCUCGAAAGUGCCGGCCGCGACGGAGACGUGAUAUUUGAAAAGGUCGGAUGGGGGCGAUGGGACGCUCGGAUGAAGGGCCAACCACCCCGUGAGCGUCACGGCUCUACCAUCACUCCUCCGGGAAGUUUACCAUCCUCCUACUCCCACUCAGGCCUCCAAGUGCCGACCCAACGUUCCUGGCGUACAGGGUCGGAAAACCUAGGGACCAGCUACACUGGCAAUUCGGCGGUCUUUUCCCACUCGGAAAUGGAUUAUGAGGAUCAAGACAUGCUGGAGCAUGAAGCUGAUAAAAUGUCCUUGGAUAACGACGAUGACGGCUACGUCUCUUCGGUCGCCCCCGAGCCUCUUGACGAAGACCUCGGUGACGGGGAGAUGACAGACGAGGAGGACUGGGCUAGCAUCGGAGCCGCCGCACUUCGAGCUAGGUCUCUUCCCAAUCAAGGCAGAUCGGUGUCUGGUCCAGGCAGACUAUAUCAACCCAUCGCGACCUACUCUUAUCGACCAAGGUAUCGGUCCAAAACACCUGCCGAUCUUGCGCACACUGCUCCGACCAACCCGAUCCCCGUGAACCACUCGACCACAUUCACGUUUCCCAAUGGCGCUGGCGUUAAUGAUUCUCAGGAACGAGCUGCUAUCGAAGCUCUCCUGAGCCUGGGAUCUAUGUAA
This is a messenger RNA of Fonsecaea nubica, 1197 nucleotides long. RefSeq lists its product as hypothetical. The transcript has a single exon. The coding region runs from base 1 to 1197 and encodes 398 amino acids. Gene Ontology annotation, cellular component: nucleus. Lineage: Eukaryota; Fungi; Ascomycota; Eurotiomycetes; Chaetothyriales; Herpotrichiellaceae. The record is from RefSeq and is a predicted model, not a curated record. Gene Ontology annotation, biological process: positive regulation of transcription from RNA polymerase II promoter by glucose. Gene Ontology annotation, molecular function: sequence-specific DNA binding.